Molecule: messenger RNA, 2526 nt
Organism: Blastomyces gilchristii SLH14081
Lineage: Eukaryota; Fungi; Ascomycota; Eurotiomycetes; Onygenales; Ajellomycetaceae
Product: beta-alanine synthase
Exons: 3
Coding region: 831-2198 (455 amino acids)
Molecular function (GO): hydrolase activity, acting on carbon-nitrogen (but not peptide) bonds, in linear amidines
Source: RefSeq, a predicted model, not a curated record
GCUAGCUUACAUAAUAAAGGCAGGAUAUAAAUCAAUUUAGGUCCAUAACUAGGAGGAGUGGAACAGGCUAGCUCAGAAUCCAUUUCUUGCCUUUUACCAGAGAUGGCCGUGGCUCUGUCCAAAAUACUCCUAUACACCAAUCUUUGGAAACUGCUCAUCGGCAACAGUCGGUCGAUAAUUUUAUGCUAUUUUUUUCUCUCACUUCCCGAGACUACUCUAACACCUUGAGUCCAACUACUUUUCAGUACUUUUCUCUCUCCUACCGGGUGGGAUGAACAAUGAAGCUCAGGUUGGGUGCGUGGAAUUUGGGAUCGGCCGUGUGAAUAAUACAUCUUCACCCCGCAAGUUCUCCCCGCCCUAGGAUAUUCCAUCCUUUUUUAUAACCCAAUGCAAUGGAUAGUGGGCGAAUUGUGCUUGAAGCUGAAGGGAUGUAGUAUGUACGGCAUUAAAAACUUUACCUUACAUCCCGAUUCAGGUCAAUAUCCCGAAAACGCUGCCCGGGUUGUGGAGCUGACAAGUAAACAUCCCCGCUUCCGGCAAAACAUUGACAGGGCUGAGGGGCAUCGGUUAUGAGCAAGCAUACUAUAUAUAUACCUGCGAUUCCAAUUGAUAAUAAUUGCUUCACCGGCUGAUACCUGAUUUGCAACUAGUAUAUUUACCUGCCUUGUCUGAACCCCUCAUGAGUACUUCCAUCUGCCGACGUAUUACCACUACCCUCAACUCACCACCGCGCAUUAUCCAAGGCAUCUUCUUCAAGGACUUAUCAACCCAUACACAGCGCAAUUCAAUAUCAGCUGUUCCUAUUCUCGCAGCUUUCAUGGAGAAAAGCCAUGCUGACCACCCAGCUUUCGGAGGCCGAUGUUUCGGGACUACAGGCAAAUAAGCAGAGGCUGUGGGAUUAUAUUCAUCAUAGUUGCCAAUGGGGCUCUGGCAUUAGAUGGGGAGAUAACCCAACAGACACAGGAAUGGGUCGCCUAGCCCUCUCGCAAGAAGACAAACAGGUACGAAACUGGUUUAUCGAAACCACAAAGGCGCUGGGCUGCAAUGUCACCGUCGAUGAGAUGGGUAAUAUCUUUGCUGUCCGCCCUGGGCGAAGAAAGUAUGUCCCGGCUACUUUCAUUGGGAGCCAUCUCGAUACACAACCCACUGGUGGUAGAUACGAUGGUAUCCUAGGGGUCUGUGCAGGCAUCGAGAUGCUUAAGGUCCUAGAGGAAAAGGGGAUUGAAACGGAGGGGGGAGUUGGUGUUGUCAAUUGGACGAACGAAGAAGGUGCUCGCUUCCCCAUAAGCAUGGUCUCCUCCGGAGUCUGGGCGGGCAAAAUCCCUCUCGAAAAAGCCCAUAACCUCCGCGAAGUCCCCACCGUCGCUUCCCUCCCCAUAGCCUCCUCCGCCCCAGAAACCAUGAAGUCCGCUCUGGAAAAGAUCGGUUACCUAGGCACCACCCCAUGCUCGCACACCGCAUACCCCAUCGCCGCCCAUUUCGAACUCCACAUCGAGCAGGGCCCCUACCUCAUCACCUCAGGUCAGCGCGUGGGCGUCGUCACCGCCGUCCAGGCAUACCGCUGGUACCGCAUCAAUGUCACCGGCCGCGACACGCACACGGGGACGACAGCCUUCGAGCACCGCGCAGACGCGCUCUACGCCGCUGCGAAAAUGAUGGUGCGUGCGCGCGAGAUCGCGCAGAAACACGGCGGUCUCGCGAGUGUGGGGAUCGUCGAUAUCAAACCGGGCAGCGUCAAUACGAUCCCAGGCUUUGUCAGUUUCAGUCUCGAUUUCCGCGCGGCGGACACGCCGAUUGUGGAGCGGUGCGAUGCGGAGUUGCGGGCGGAGUUUGCGGCGAUUGCGGCAGAGGAAGGGAAGGGGAUUGGGAAGCCGUGUCGGGUUGAGUGGGUGUUGGAUCUGGAUAGUCCGGCUGUUAAUUUCCAUGAGGAUUGCAUUGGGUGUGUGAUGAAGUCCGUUAAAGCUGUUGUGAAGGAUCAGCCGAAUCCUGAGUCGUUGUAUCGGACGAUUAUGAGUGGGGCGGGGCAUGAUAGUGUCUUUACGUCGAAGAGGGUACCGACGAGUAUGGUAUUUGUGCCGUGUAAGGAUGGAGUAAGCCAUCAUCCAGAGGAGUUUUCGUCAGCGGAGGAUUGCGUUACGGGGGCGACGGUUAUUCUGCAGGCCGUGGUGAGGUACGAUCGAAUGAGGUUCCAGAGUUAGUCCGCGUUAUGAGUGUUUUCCCCUAAAUUGAAGAGUCUAUGAUAAGGUCAGCUGGGUUAUUGAGCUCUCAAUGUUUGCAAAUGAAAUGAAAAUAAAUAUUCAAUAUCAGGAUUUCAGAUAGGGUAAGAGUCGAUUCGAGGUCGUUGAAGAUACCGCCUAUGAUAUCUGGCGUGGCCAAAAUAAAUCAGCCGGUGUAAGGCUCAUGUUGACAGAUUCUAAGAUAAAAACAUAUGUGGAAAGAGCAAUCGUCUUUAACGUAAAGUAUUCUUCUCCAUUUGAGGUUAAAUAUUGCAUUAUUUAAUUCCCCCAUCAUUUGGAUCCACCCACA